GUACGAUUUUUCAAUAUGUUUGAAUCUUUUGGUUGGCCAUGCCAAACGUGUUCGGCGAGAAGUUUGCAGUGGAAAGGUUCCUGGAAUAUUUUCUAGCAUAUUUAAUAGAAAACUUGCAUUUCAAUACUAUCUGAAUUUAGCUUGAUGAUAAUAUGGCACAUAAACAAAUCUACUACUCAGACAAAUAUAACGACGAACACUAUGAAUACAGGCAUGUUGUGUUACCUCGGGAAAUGGCAAAACAAGUCCCCAAAUCACACUUGAUGUCUGAGGAUGAGUGGAGGCGACUUGGAGUGCAGCAGUCUCUGGGAUGGGUGCAUUACAUGAUACAUGAACCGGAGCCUCAUAUUCUCCUGUUUAGACGACCACUUCCAAAGAACUGAUUCUUCACAUUCCAAAACAUUCCUACCUGUCAACAUUCUAAUGCAGUAUUCAGCGAAUACUUGCUCCUGUAGGAGUUAUUUUGUGUGCUGUGCAUGAAGCAGUGUUUGUCUCAACAACCAAGUUCAGUCUGAUUGCACAGAUGCUGUGAACGCACUUUCAGUGUGGGAUUGUGAAAUGUAAAGGGCAGUCAGUUUACUCCACACCUUGCUACUACACUGGUAUUACCAAAGUGCCUAGGACUUAAAAGGAAAGGUCAACCUAUUAAUGGUUUAGAUCUUCAGAUACUGAGUGGUCUUAGUCUUUUCUGAAUGGAACUAAGUGUACAGCUAUAACGUUUUCAAUCACUAUAAUUGUUGUAUCUAACUUUAGUUAGACUAAUGAUGUAUACUGUCAGGUUGAAGGGUGCCACUAUAAUGUACUUGUUUCAGGUUCCUCAAAGUUGGUGUUUUCCAUUGACUAUACAUCUGCACAUAUGAGGGGUAUGAAAUCAUAGCCAUACAUGUUUAAAAUGUUGUUCACCACAGCCUCUAAACUGAACUACUUCUAAAACAUUGAUAUUAUUGGUCUGUGAAUCAAACUUACAAGGUAUCUUGACAACCUGCCCCAUUUCUUUGAAUCACUUAACCAAAUGCUUAACCCAAUAUAUAUAUAUAUUUUUUUUUUUUGAAUGUCAGAACUUUUGAUGAAAAUAAAUAUAUUUUUGAAAUGGUUUUCCUGAUCAUGCAUAAUUUGAUUAUGUAUUUAGCCAUGUGAAGGUGAUGUACUGUUCAAAUACUGAAUGAAUACGUAGAAAUUAAUUGGUGAAUUCCAUCUGUUUAAUCUUGAUUUUCAGGUGUAUAUUUUCUAAGUAUACUUUUUCUGUGCACACGAUAUCAGUGAGUAAUAUGGUCAGUUUGUGUAUGGCUGUUAUUACUUGUCAGAACCAUGAUUUACCACUAGAUGGACAUGUUUCGCUACAUUACUCAGAAAGGAUACUUCUGAACUUUUCAAUGGGGCUAAAAUAAAGACAGCAAAUGUUAAUCUUUCACGUUAACAGCUUUUACUUCAAAAUAUGCCAUUGCCAUAUGAAUAUAAUGCUUGCAUGCCUGCAUGUUUUGAGAAGUAAAGUUUUAAAGAGAUCAGCUGUUAUGUUUACUGCACUUGUGUGAAGAGUUUGCCAGUUAUAAAGUGGAUUAUUCAUUCUC
This is a messenger RNA of Esox lucius (northern pike), 1568 nucleotides long. RefSeq names its product CKS domain-containing protein. Gene Ontology annotation, biological process: regulation of mitotic cell cycle. NCBI's taxonomy places the organism in Eukaryota, Metazoa, Chordata, Actinopteri, Esociformes, Esocidae. The record is from RefSeq and is a predicted model, not a curated record. Gene Ontology annotation, molecular function: cyclin-dependent protein serine/threonine kinase activator activity; protein kinase binding; histone binding. The coding region runs from base 153 to 383 and encodes 76 amino acids. Gene Ontology annotation, cellular component: cyclin-dependent protein kinase holoenzyme complex; SCF ubiquitin ligase complex. The transcript is spliced from 3 exons.